Molecule: messenger RNA, 7585 nt
Organism: Chinchilla lanigera (long-tailed chinchilla)
Lineage: Eukaryota; Metazoa; Chordata; Mammalia; Rodentia; Chinchillidae
Gene: Pdpk1
Product: 3-phosphoinositide dependent protein kinase 1
Exons: 14
Coding region: 386-1981 (531 amino acids)
Biological process (GO): intracellular signal transduction; peptidyl-serine phosphorylation
Molecular function (GO): protein serine/threonine kinase activity; ATP binding
Source: RefSeq, a predicted model, not a curated record
AGGAGGGGCGGCCGGGUGCCUCGGCCCGGGCGGCGCCUCACCUGCGGCCGGGCUGGCGGGCUGGACUGUGGGGGCCAGCAGAGGACGCCUUUCGGCCGCAGCGGGGAGCGCAGGGCCCGGCUGCGCCGGUCGCUGGGUGGCUGGGGCUCUGACAGCGCGGAGGGCGGAGGAGGCUGGGAGGUGUUACCCGGCCGGGCGGGGUGGAAGUGCCUGGAAAGUUUGUUUUCUGCUCAACUCUGCCUGGAGCCAGUCUCUGCUUACCUUGCGGAGUGUCUGCGGAGGAGCCACUCCAGGCCUUCAUCUGAACCGGGGUCCCGGGAAGCAGAAGUAUGACACCGUUCCUAUCCAGUCCAGCGUGGUGUUAUGUGCCUGCCCAUCCCAAUCAAUGGUGAGGACACAGACCGAGUCUGGCACGGCUCCCAGUGUUCCCAGUGGUGGCAGCAGGCAGGGCCCCACCAUGGAUGGCACCACAGCCGAGUCCCGGCCAAGUGCCAACCCCCUGCAGCAUGCUGCCCAGCCGCCACCACAGCCUCGAAAGAAACGACCUGAAGACUUCAAGUUUGGGAAAAUUCUUGGCGAGGGUUCUUUUUCGACAGUUGUCCUGGCCCGAGAACUAGCCACCUCUCGAGAAUAUGCUAUUAAAAUUCUGGAGAAACGUCAUAUUAUAAAAGAAAACAAGGUCCCGUAUGUAACCAGAGAGCGAGAUGUGAUGUCACGCCUGGAUCACCCUUUCUUCGUUAAGCUUUACUUCACAUUUCAGGAUGAUGAAAAGCUGUACUUUGGCCUUAGCUAUGCCAAAAAUGGGGAAUUACUUAAAUACAUCCGCAAAAUUGGUUCAUUUGAUGAGACCUGCACUCGAUUUUACACAGCUGAGAUUGUGUCUGCUCUUGAGUACCUGCAUGGCAAGGGCAUCAUUCACAGGGAUCUUAAACCAGAAAACAUUUUGUUAAAUGAAGACAUGCACAUCCAGAUCACAGAUUUUGGAACAGCAAAAGUGUUAUCCCCAGAGAGCAAACAAGCCAGGGCCAACUCAUUUGUAGGAACAGCACAAUACGUUUCUCCAGAGCUGCUCACAGAGAAGUCGGCCUGUAAGAGUUCAGACCUUUGGGCUCUUGGAUGUAUAAUAUACCAGCUUGUGGCAGGACUCCCACCAUUCCGAGCCGGAAAUGAGUAUCUUAUAUUUCAGAAGAUCAUUAAGUUGGAAUAUGACUUCCCAGAAAAAUUCUUCCCUAAAGCAAGAGACCUCGUGGAAAAACUCUUGGUUUUAGAUGCCACAAAGCGGUUAGGCUGUGAAGAGAUGGAAGGGUACGAACCUCUCAAGGCUCAUUCAUUCUUUGAAUCCAUCACAUGGGAGAAUCUGCACCAGCAGACACCCCCGAAGCUCACAGCUUACUUACCAGCCAUGUCAGAGGACGACGAGGACUGCUAUGGCAAUUAUGAUAAUCUCCUAAGCCAAUUUGGCUGCAUGCAAGUAUCAUCAUCAUCCUCCUCCCAUUCCCUGUCUGCAGUGGAUGCCAGCCUGCCCCAUAGGUCGGGCAGCAACAUAGAGCAGUACAUCCAUGAUUUGGACACUAAUUCUUUUGAACUGGACUUACAGUUUUCUGAAGAUGAGAAGAUAUUAUUAUUGGAGAAGCAAGCCAGUGGAAAUCCUUGGCACCAGUUUGUAGAAAAUAAUUUAAUACUAAAAAUGGGUCCAGUGGAUAAGCGAAAGGGUUUGUUUGCACGAAGACGACAGUUGUUGCUCACAGAAGGGCCACAUUUAUAUUAUGUUGAUCCUGUCAACAAGGUCCUGAAAGGUGAAAUUCCAUGGUCACAAGAACUCCGACCAGAAGCCAAGAAUUUUAAAACUUUCUUUGUCCACACGCCUAACAGGACAUACUACCUGAUGGAUCCAAGCGGGAAUGCUCACAAGUGGUGCAGAAAGAUCCAGGAGGUUUGGAGGCAGCGAUACCAGAGCCACCCGGACGCCGCUGUGCAGUGACACAGCCUGCGGCCGGGCUGCCCUUUGCUGCCUGGACACCUGCCCCAGUGCGGCUCGGCCGCCACCCAGGACGCUUCCAGACCACCUGCCAGCCAUCUCAAGGAGAACACAGACGGCGGAAACCUUGCAGCUUUUUUAUUUAAAAGAAGAGAAGAAAAAACAAUACCCAAUCACAAUCACACAAAGAACAAAACCAAUAACAAACAGGAAUUCAGGGUCACUUUGCUUGUUCUCUGUGCUCUGCGGAGGCUCCCAUGUGCUCUUGUGGUCAGAGAGACCCAGCCCAGUGCACAGCAGCCCAGCUCCCAACCAGACCAAUGGCCAGACUUGGUGUCAACAACUCCUCCUGACAUCUGUUGGAACCAUGCGCCUGCCUCCACCCCUCCCUACCUGCCUCCAUCUACUGCCCCUGCUUUGGCCAAAGGACCUGGUGUGUCAUCCCCUGUUGUCAUUGCCCCCCCUCCCACCCUAGGAGCCUCUGUGCACCUCUGCUGGGUCAGCCACCAACUCUGGGCAUAGACUUCUUAGCUUUGUGUGUGUGCUGCCUUCCUUCCCUCUGUCCCUACUGUAUGCCCCCCAUGUGCCUCCUGGAUUGGCUGUAGUGGCAGGAUAUCUAUGGUCCUUGCUGUCUGGCAGGCAAGCUGCUGAGGUGAGGAGUGGGUAGGCUGCAGAGGUGGCAUGUGAAGCAGGCUGCCACAGUUGGAAAGCAUCCUCACAGUGCUCAACUCCCAGGUCCCACCUCCUAGCAGUGUCCAUCAGUGGGACUAGAUGCCAAGCCAAACUGACAGGAGGGACACUGUCAGUUACAGGAGCCUAGUUCACACCUAGCUGGGUCUUUCCUAAGAACACAAAGGCCUCUCAUGUAUAAGGAUGAGGUCAGGAGAUACUGCAGAGGAACCAACCAGAGCAGCCUGGACUUACAGCUCCAUGUGGAGGAGCAAGGCAUUGGUCCUUGCUGAGAGUCUCUGAAAAGGUUUAAAUGUGUAGCUACCUGCCCAGUGAGGUGUGUACUGAGAGAGAAUCUUGGUGUCCACAGCCCUGGGGUGCUUUAGUCUCCUGUCUAGCCUCACAUGUCCCUUGUUUUUGCUGUGGCUGAACCCUUCUCACAGUUAGCUCAGUUUCUGUUGCUGUGUUGAACUAAAUACCUUCUCACAUUGACUAGUCACCUGGUCCCAUACGGUGGACUUUGCUUGGAAAAAAGUGUUGCUCACUAUUGCGUGGGACUCAAGAAUAACCCAUUAAAUCUGAGCCUGCCCAGUCUGGCAUCUUCUGCCAGUUUUAGGGCCACUUUCCUUUGAUGCUUUACUGGCAGUGCUCCACUCUGUAAUACAACCUAGGAUGUGUCAGUCCUUGGCUUCGCUUUAUUAUUCUCAGGAAGAGUGCUCUAGAGGGACCCAGUUGUGCCGCUUCCUGCCUAGGUUGUCCCUGGAAUGGCCCUUAGUCCCUCGUGGAGAGGAGCAGAUAUCUCCCUUUGCAGUCUACGCACAGAUAUGCCUCUGACUCCUAUGUCCCCAAGGCAGGAACAACUGUCAUUUCUGUAGAAUUUCACAAAGGCACCAGCAAAAGGCUCACACAGAAAAGAUCCGUGCACCUCCUGUCUCCAGCGACCGUUUGUCACCCAGUGUUCCAGGCCAGUUUCUUUCCCAAACUGUUUUAAUGAUAAAAAUGGCUCUUUUUAAGCUGGCGAGAGAUACAGAUGUGGGCCUGCUGUUGUACUGGGGCACAGACACUUGGUGGAAGCAGAGACUGCUCCUUAGGCUUUGCCAGCCAUUUUUGUGAGAGUGUUUAGCAUGUGUUAGGGCCCCACUUGUCCCUGACACACCCAGGGAGCAGGACCCAGGUCUGGCUCAUGGCCCUACAGCCAGGCCCCUUCUUUCCUAGGUUGUGGAGAGAUUUGCCCAUGUUAGGUGAGCCUCACCUGGCCAUUUCUUUCUUGGAAAGGCUCACUCCCCUUGUUGCUGUCUUGCCCUCCUCAAAAUUCCCCAUGUCUAUGUGUACAGGGGCAGCUCCCUGACUGUCCUCCACACACAGAUGCAGGGAAAGCAGUGCCCGAGGGCACCUGGCUACCAGGGAACAAGGGGACUGAGAUUUCACUUGAUAAGAGCACCAGGCUGACCCCAAGCAAGUGAGGUGAGUCUUCUGUUGCCUCUUCCCUCUGGAGAGUGCCACUACCUCUGGGGCUUCACCAACAAGCACUAACCUAACCUCCAGAGCCACAGAUGAAGGCUCAGAGCCAAAGGCCGAGAUGAUAACUGUCCCUGCCUGUGCUGUUAGCUGAGUCCUUCUUGGAUCAACUUUGUUUUCACUCACAGUCCCUCUUUGCUUUUUUUGGUACUGGGACUCGAACUCAGGACCUCACGCUUGUCAGGCAGGCGCUGUGCCUCUGAGCUAUAUUCCCAGCCCUUCCUUGCUUUUUGUUUAAGGCUCAUGCAGGAUUGUUUUCUUGUCCAGACUUACAUCAAGUUCAGUUUUUCCCAACCAUCCUUAGAGCCAUCACCUGGCAUGCAGGUGCCUUAGGUUCUAGGACAGAGACAUGGAUGAUAGUCUAGGUGCAUAGACAUACAUAGACGGAAAUCUAUCCAAAGUGGGGACAUGUCCAAGGUGAGAAAGAAGUGUCCUCUUAUUUAAUAGCUCUGGGAGUCAUGUGUCUUACUAAGAAAGGGCAAGGAUAAACAUAAAUGCCAUGACUACACUCCGUGUGGUCUUUCCUGGCAUAGAGGGGCAGGAGAUGUGGUCAUCAACAGCUCAGAGAGCUCACUGUGCCCUGCGUUUCCCUGAGGACACAAGGCUGAGUUCAGAUGGGUUGUUUCCACCCCUUUUCUGUGACCCCACCAAGGGCGGUGGGCAACCCCAUAUGGAGUUCUGAGCCUCUUCAUCCCAGAGAGUGGUUACUCAUCCUGAACCUGUAAAAAGUUUGAUUUGGGAAAGAUGCCUCAGGUCAGGCAAAAGCUGACAACAAUUUCACAUUAUUCCAGCUCUCCUGGGUCACCCUAUGGUAGUUGUGGUCUUUGCCUAAAGGGAUUGUGCAGACAGCCCCAUGGCAUAGACCCUCACAGUGACAGUUAAGGGGUUUCCAGGGAUUUUUGUACCUUCUUAAAUGUAACAUUGGUUUUCUGGGGGGUGGGGGGAAUCAGCUGUAGGCUUACUACCCAGGGAACACUAUGGGCAUUUUGGUCCAGAUCCCAUCACACCCCUCCACCCCAGCAUUUGUUUGGUUUUGUAACUAAACUGGGAACAUACACACCAUUUUGCAUUGAGCUUUUUAAUUUGCUAGUUCAUCCUAAGUAUUUUCCCAUGUCAUGAACAGUUCUUCAAAAGCAUGUUUUUAAUGAUUGUAGACUCUGAUGCGUGUAAAUUUUAUCACAAUUUAUCUGACCAUUUCCUGUUGUAAAACAUUUAGAUGGUUUCUGGUUUUUCACUAUAUAAACAGUGCUGGGAUGAAUAUCCUUAUUCCCCCUUAAAUGCCUGAAAGUGGCAUUUUUGGGUGAAAGAUUGUCCAUUUCACAGAUACUCUUCCCUCUUGGUCUGAUGGAUGCUCCAAGUUUGAGUAAUAGAACCUACUUCUUGGUGUCCUACAGAUGCUGAACAAAUCAGUUUCUACUAAGCUGUGUGUUACAAAGAAUGUUUGAAUAUGACCGGUCCUUUUUUUUUUUUUUUUUUUUUAAGUGCCACAGUGGUGUCAUUACUGCAGAUCCAUUUUUGGCAGAUUUUUGCAGGAGCCAGUUUCCCUAUAUUCAUUGCAAGAAUCUUAUCAUGAAUGCAUGUUAGUUCUCUUCCAUCCCUGCUGCUAGGGCUCCCAAGUGCUUGGUGAUGUUUUCAGAAUCUUGUACUUUGUGUCCACAAUGGUACUGAAUGCUUCUGCAUAGUCAGCAGAGAUAAGUGUUGAACUGACCUUGCCACAUGCUUAGUGGGUGAUUUGUAAUUAAGUUUAUAGAUUUAGAAAGUACAUUGGGCCAUUUGGGAUUGGUAGCAGAGCAAAGGCUCUCAAUGAAAAAGAAACCAUGUAAAUGAUUGGGUUUUACAAAAGGGUAUUUAUGUUUAUUCCCUUCCACUAUCAGAGGGUCUUUGUGGUUUGGGACAGCAGAGUGACCAGACCUUUUUUUACACAGUGUGGGUGACACAGCUGGCAUGGAUGUAGGGCUUUCUCCCUCCUUCUUAACCACAAUGCUUUAGGCUAGCUAGUGGUCUUUUAAGUCCAGAUCACCCAAAUUUGAUUAAUUCUGUAUCUCCAGCUUGUUUGGGGUCCAUUGAUUCUGAGGGGGAAAUAUAUAUGCGAGAUUUUAUGGAUGCCAUACUCAGUGCCACUUGAGUCUGCCAGAGCUUAUGGCUGAACUGUGUAGAAUUGGGCUGCCUGUCCUCUUCUGGUGCCCUUUCUCUGGGCCCUUGGCUGGUGCACAGACGCAGGGUGAUCAUUCCUAAAUCUUGAGUGGCUGCAGCUCUCAUGAGAGCAUGGUAAAGGUACUAUGUUUGAGAUGUCACUUUACAUCAUUUUCCAUUUUGUUUCAUUGCAAACUUAACAUGAACUGAUAGUGACUCAAGUAAGCCUGGCUCGUUCUUAGGCAGAACAUAUGGCAAGUGCCCUUGAAUCAGGGCUGGAGCCACUUCCAGAGCUUCUGAGGGCUGCUGGCUACUGGCCUAAGAGUGCAUAGUUGUAAAUCAGUCUGCCUGUGAAGAAUUGGUCUGGGGAGAAAGCUGUUUCCAGCAAAGAACAGUUUUAUCAUUGCUAAAGUGGUCAUGGUGGGCAAAUGAAUGAGCCAUGAGAAUACCUGAAUUUUCCCUGUAAGUCAUUUUUUCAAUAUGAAGAAACACCAAACUCUGUACAGAGAACUUCUUACAAAAGGCAAACCUAGGGCUGGGGAUGUAGCUCAGUGGCACAAGUGCUUGCCAGGCAAGUGCAAGGUCCUGAGUUUGAUUCCGGAUACAAAAAAAAAAAAAAGGCAAACCUUUUACUCCCAUGUAGCCCACUUUAAUCUGUCUGGCUGAAUGACUACAGGUAGGUUAUUGUGUAGGUGAAAGCCCCUAUUUUGACCAUAGUUUGGACGUUGACAAAUUAAAUAUUACAGUAUUUAGAACUGCUGCAGCUGUUCUUUAACCACAUAAAAUAGGACGAAUCAAUAGUGUGUUGCUGUUCUUCAGGUUGGUGGCAGUCAGAACAAGUGUAAUAUUCUCUACCUGGUCUGUAGCUGUACAGGCAAAGCAAAAAUAAAAAAAACUUAUGAAAACAGAUAAUGCAAUGAUACUAGGAUAUACACUUUUGUAUUUUUAUUCUUAUAUAAGGUUAUUUGCUGGCUAUUGUUGGCCUCUAGUUCAGUCUGUGUUAUUUAAAUUCUAAUAUAUGAAUUAUUUGGAUUGAAUUCAUGUUCGGGGCCACGCUGUUGUAUGUAUUGAUGUACAGCCUUGAAUGUGAAUAAUUAUUGUAAACUAUAUUUUACAACUUUUUUUCUGGCUUUAUUAUAUAAAUUUUCUAUUUGGUCAUGGUUUAAUCAUAAUUUAAUGAAUAUGUUUAUUCUCUUUUUCAAAUAUCUGUGCUUUAGAUGUAGUUACCGAAUGAUGAAUUUCACUCGUAUGCUCGGUAAUCUUGUAAUAAAAGCAUGUAGUGUGUUA